Molecule: messenger RNA, 3758 nt
Organism: Jatropha curcas
Lineage: Eukaryota; Viridiplantae; Streptophyta; Magnoliopsida; Malpighiales; Euphorbiaceae
Product: Tetratricopeptide repeat (TPR)-like superfamily protein
Biological process (GO): RNA modification
Molecular function (GO): zinc ion binding; protein binding; RNA binding
Source: RefSeq, a predicted model, not a curated record
AAUUUCCGCCUCCGCCGGUUUCCCGCUGUUGCCUCUCCACUCACGGAGGCUGCAAGACUAAGGACUGUUUCUCUCGCCAUUGGUUAGUGUCGCUCUGCUUCCGUACAUUCAAGCUCCCCUGUAAUCAGGUUUACUAUUAUGUUGAGAAGUUUAGGAUUUGUGGAGGCCAGUGCGGUGAGUUACAAUUUUCAAAAGACAAAAGUUAGCCCCUUUUAGUUCCAAGUCAAGGCACCUUAACAACACAAUAAGCCGAGUGGAAGUUGAAUCUGAGAUCGUUAAGUGAAAUUGUUUACUACUCUGGCAAUGUCAGUUUUUCUGUUCUUUAGUUCACCAUUUUUCAUCAAUCUGCCAUAAUUGACAUCAAGAAAUUCACAGCGGCAACAUACAAUAUUGAUUAACCAGCAUUGUUGCACCCAGUGUGUAGGUACAUGCUUUCACUCCUUCACCCAAUUGGCAGAUUGGUGCAGACCUGCAAAGGACAAAAUGUUCUCAAACUUUUUCCAUCACUUCAAGCCCAUUGCCUAUGCUUUUCGUCGGCCAAAGAUUCUUGGGAAGUUACAUCUGAUGGUUUUGAAAGUGAGAAGAAAGAUGUUGAUUUGGAUCUUCUUUUCCGAUCAUGCAACAAACUUCCCCAUGUUAAGUGUCUUCACACCCUUCUUGUGGUGUCAGGGAGAGUUGAAAAUAUAUUCAUCUCUGCAAAACUCGUUAAUCUUUAUGCCUAUCUUGGUGAAUUGUCAUUAUCCUAUCGCACCUUUGAUCAGAUUUCAAAGAAAAAUGUCUACACCUGGAAUUCCAUGAUAUCUGCUUAUGUUCGCCAUGGCCUUUUCCAAGAAGCUUUGUGUUGUUUCUAUCAGUUCUUUUGGACAUCUGGUCUUCAGCCUGAUUUUUACACUUUUCCUCCUGUAAUUAAAGCUUGCCGAACUCUACUGGAUGGGAAGAAGGUACAUUGCUCAAUCCUAAAGAUGGGCUUUGAGUGGGAUGUUUUUGUAGCUUCCUCCUUGAUACAUAUGUAUUCACGGUUUGGGUUGGUAGGUGCUGCUCGAGAAUUGUUUGAUGAAAUGCCAAUUCGUGAUAGUGGUUCAUGGAAUGCAAUGAUUUCUGGGUAUUGUCAGAAUGGGAAUCCUGCAGAGGCAUUAGAUGUUGCAGGUGAGAUGAGAUUGGAAGGGGUAGCUGUGGAUCCUGUUACAGUUGCAAGUAUUCUUCCUGUUUGUGCACAACUAAGUGACAUUUUAAGUGGGAAGUUGAUCCAUUUGUUGGUUAUAAAAUGUGGAUUAGAAUGUGAGCUGUUUGUGUCUAAUGCAUUGAUUAACAUGUAUGCCAAAUUUGGUUGCUUGGGGCAAGCACAGAAACUUUUUGAUCAAAUGGUCACAAGAGAUACUGUGUCAUGGAACUCAAUAAUUGCUGCGUAUGAGCAAAAUCAUGAUGUGGUUACUGCACGUUUAUUCUUUGACAAGAUGCAGAAGGCUGCAGCCAGACCUGAUAUAUUGACCCUUGUUAGUUUGGCUUCAAUUGUUGCUCAAUUGAAUGAUCACCGAAACAGCAGGUCUAUCCAUGGAUUUAUCACAAGGGCAGGCUGGCUUUUUGAAGAUAAUGUCAUUGGUAAUGCAGUUAUUGACAUGUAUGCUAAAUUGGGUGUUACAGAUUCUGCCCGUAAAGUCUUUGAAAGACUUCCCAUUAAAGAUGUGAUUUCAUGGAACACUUUAAUCACUGGUUAUGCUCAAAAUGGUCUUGCAAGUGAGGCAGUUGAAGUAUAUCACAUGAUGGAAGAAUGCAAAGAGAUAAUUCCAAACCAAGGGACUUGGGUUAGUAUUCUACCGGCCUAUUCUCAUUUAGGAGCCUUGCAACAAGGCAUGAAAAUUCAUGGGCGGGUUAUUAAAAAUUCUCUAUACUUGGAUGUUUUUGUUGGAACCUGCCUCGUUGACAUGUAUGGAAAAUGUGGAAAAUUAGAUGAUGCAAUGUCAUUAUUCUACGAAGUGCCUAGAAAAGAUUCAAUCCCCUGGAAUACCAUAAUAUCUUGUCAUGGGGUUCACGGGCAUGGUGAGAAAGCUCUCGAACUCUUUAGGGAAAUGAUAGCUGAGGGGGUAACACCUGAUCAUGUAACAUUUGUAUCUUUGUUAUCAGCUUGCAGCCAUUCAGGUCUGGUUAGUGAUGGUCAACAAUGCUUUCACAUGAUGCAGGAAAUAUAUGGGAUUAAGCCUGAUGUGAAGCACUAUGGCUGCAUGGUCGAUUUAUAUGGUAGGGCCGGUUAUCUAGAUAAGGCAUAUGAGUUUAUAAAAAAUAUGCCGAUUCAGCCUGAUGCUUCAAUGUGGGGUGCUCUUAUUAGUGCUUGCCGAAUUCAUGGGAAUAUGGAGUUGGGACAAUAUGCUUCAGAUCAGUUGUUUGAAGUUGAUUCAGAGAAUGUUGGCUACUAUGUUCUAUUGUCAAACAUUUAUGCUACUGUAGGGAAAUGGGAGGGAGCAAAUAAGGUGAGAUCAUUGGCUAGGGGCAGGGGAUUGAGGAAGACUCCUGGGUGGAGCUCUAUUGAAAUGAACAAUAUGGUUGAUGUCUUCUAUACUGGAAAUAAAACUCAUCCAAAAUACGAGGAGAUACAUAGAGAGUUGAGGGAUUUAACUGAAAAAAUGAAGACUCUCGGUUAUGUUCCAGACUUCAGCUUUGUGUUGCAAGAUGUUGAGGAUGAUGAGAAGGAGCAAAUUCUCAUGGGCCAUAGUGAAAGAUUGGCUAUAGCAUUCGGAAUCAUCAGCACCCCUCCUAAAAGUACUAUUAGAAUCUUCAAAAAUUUACGAGUUUGUGGUGAUUGCCAUACUACAACUAAAUUUAUAGCUAGAAUUACAGAGAGGGAGAUUAUAGUUAGAGAUUCAAACCGUUUCCAUCAUUUCAAGAAUGGAAUUUGCUCUUGUGGAGACUACUGGUGAUAUAGAUUAUGAUCUAAUUAUUUAAAGAUGUGAAACUUGGCGAAUGAAUUUCAUUUAAGUUCUGCUUUUAUAAUGACGUCUGCAUCUUGAGGGUGCCGCAGUACAGACUGAGCCUCUCCAAAAGGAAUAAUCACUGGAAAGGUACCCAUUUUUAACAUUUGAAAGGCAAAUUCUGUUUUACCGGUUUACAGAACUAGUAUAAACCUCUAACCUUCAGUGAAUUGAUAAAUUUUUUAUUGUGCCAGUAGUUGAAAUUUUUGUUGUUGCAUUUUGGUGUAUGCAUAUUCUAUUAUAUUUUUGUAAGCCUUUCAUAAAGAGAAAACAAAAUAUAGAUCUUUUUUCUUCUUUUUAUUCUACUGACUUUAAACAGCAAAGCACAGAGACAGAGACUUCCUUCAGCUACUAAUUAACAACUGGCUUCCAGCUCUGCAAGAAUAUCACCGGGGCCAUUUGCUUAUCUGGAUCAAGAUACCAACCACAUUAGUCCCAGAAGACAUGUCAACCUGAUGUGGCAGGAGAAAAGAAAACCAUUAUUUUGAGCUUAAGUUUUCAUUAAUCUUUGCAAUGACCAACCUCCUGUUUCUCCUGUUAACCCAGCUAGCUGGUCAUAUUCAUAUACCAGAAAUCAAGAUUUAGGCACAACUUGCUGCCCCGGUUGCCUGCAUUGUACAGGCUAUUAUAAGGAAGAUGCCUUGUUCAUUACCCUAUUUGUUCACAUAAGAUAGCUGAAAACUAGCUUGAACUGUUGGCAUAUGAUCCUCUUGUUGCUCCAGUUUGAUGAUUGGAACUAUUUUGAAAUCAUUGCUGAUUCUUGAAAAUUAAGGAUUCAAUUUUUUUUAAACGAAA